AACCCACCUAGCCCCAAAUUUGAGAAGAGUACCUUAGCAUCAAUCGAUUAUAUUCCCUUAAACCCCUUGAAGGUAUAUAAGAGAAAACCAAGACUUAUUUGAGCACAACUUUCAGAUGGACUAACCUUCCAUUUUUGAUGUUCUUCUUCUUCUAAGCAGCUGCUUCUCUACAGUGCUACUUGCUAAAAUGGUUUCUUCAAUUGCCACUAAAAUCCCACUUUGCCUACACUCAUCAACCCUCAAUCACAACUCAAAUGUUGUUCACCCCAUUUCCCUCAAAACCCUUUUUCUUCCUCCCCUUUACAGUCCCAAAACCCUGACUACUCUUUACCCCAAGCUCCAAGCAGCUUCCAAAUCCCAAAAUUCAGCUAUUUUAACCUGUUCUUGGAAACCCCAGAAGGGAAUUUCCAAGUUUUUCAGUGAAAAGAUUGUUUUUUUACUUGUUGGGUCAUUCUUGUUUAUGGGUAUAAGGGCUAAACGUGUAUUCUCAUUGCCACAACCAGUUCAAGGAAGUAGUGUUGUUGAGACCCAAGAAGGAGAUAGUGAGGAAGAAGUGAUGUGUAUGAAGUUGUUGGAGAAGAAUCCGAGAGAUGUUGAUGCUUUGAAGACUAUUGUUAAUGUGAAGAUGAGGAAAGGGAAGACUAAAGAGGCUUUGAAGUAUGUGGAGAAGCUGAUUGAGGUUCAGCCUAGAGAAAUGGAGUGGAGGCUUUUGGAGGCUCUUUGUUAUGAGAUGAUGGGGCAGUUAAGUAAGGCUAAGAGGUUGUUUAAGGAGAUUUUGAAGCAGAAGCCUCUCUUGCUUAGAGCAUUGCAUGGUUUAGCUAUGGUGAUGCACAAAAACUUUGAAGGUCCCACUGUAUUUGAGAUGCUAAAUGGUGCUCUAGAAGUUGCUCGCCAGGAAAAAAGAGUCAAUGAGGAAAGAAACAUAAAAAUAUUAGUCGCACAAAUGCAUGUUGUUAAGGGUGAGUUAGAAGAGGCCUUACAGAAGUUUAAACUUCUUGUCCAAGAGAACCCGAGAGACUUCAGGCCUUAUCUGUGCCAGGGAAUAGUCUACAGUUUGUUGGACAAGAAGAAAGAAGCCGAUGAACAGUUUGAGAUAUAUCGAAGUCUUGUACCCAAAGAAUUUCCUCAGAGAGGUUUCCUUGAUGAUGUUGUGUUGGCUGCAAAGACAGAAACUAGGGAACAACUUGAGAAGGAGUUCAAGAAUGAAUUCUCUUACAAGACAUGAGAAGUUUAGUCUCCCUUGGAAGAGGUCAUGACUGGAUGGUUAAGGGUGUAUGGAGGGGGUGGUCAGAGGGUAGGAUAGAAUUAAAAACACUGCUAAUGUAGACAUACAAUAUAGUUGAAAUAUGAAGUUUAGUCUCCCUUGGAAGAGGAGUGAAGUUCUAGGACAGUACAUUUUUGUGUUAUCUCUUCUGUUGAUAUUUCUUGUUUUUUGGUAAUCGAGAAAUCCCCGUGGUCAGCUGGCAGUUCUAAAUUCGAUGGAUAAUUGAUCCA
Messenger RNA from Solanum tuberosum (potato), 1494 nucleotides. Its product is annotated as protein SLOW GREEN 1, chloroplastic. The transcript is spliced from 4 exons. Bases 188 to 1225 code for a protein of 345 amino acids. Lineage: Eukaryota; Viridiplantae; Streptophyta; Magnoliopsida; Solanales; Solanaceae. The record is from RefSeq and is a predicted model, not a curated record. Gene Ontology annotation, molecular function: protein binding.